GUGCUUGCAUUGUCGUCCGUCAUCCAACAUCUCGAUUUUGACCGGCCUAAACUAUCUGGUUGUUUCUGCGACCACCAACCCCUGAGCAAGACUUUCUGUACCAUUUUUUUAUUGCCUCAGUAUGAUUAACGAGCUUACCCGAAUUAUCCCACGACGAUAUCUCGAACCCUAAAGUCUUGCCUUGUCCAAUGAAUACAUCAAAACUCGACGCCUUGGUGGCGGAGUUUCCUCUCCUUGACCCGACUGUUGUCAUCGUUAUUGCGAGUGAGGUGGACCUCGACGAUGUCAAUCAGCUCGGCCAAGUCCGAGGCAUGCUGCAGAGUCUCGCCCAGAAUGUCUUGGACGAGGAAGCAAGCGGUUUCAAUGCGAGCGGUGUGCCCGACACCAUCGGUUCUGUAGACGGGGCAGCCGAUGCGCGGGAUGGCUCUACAAGCCCCUCAGAGCGCCUGCAACCCAAAGAUACAGACUCUUCAGGAACUGCACUGACGAGCUCGCCGCCCUCUGAGCCUGAGUACGAUGUUCCGCGCAUCAAGACAUUCGACGGGGACUCGGACCAGGAGAAGCUUUUGCAGCUUCAGGACAUGUUUUCGGAUCUGAAGCCCCACGACGUCAAGUUUGCCCUCAUGAAGGCCCAGGGUGACUUCCAGACAGCUCUGGAGACCUUGCUGAACCUCCAGUUCCUCGAGUCUAUUGGUGAGAGGCCCAAGGGGGUCGAUGGCUUCUUCCAGUCAGAAAACACACAGCCUUCUGGGAAGAAAAAAGGCAAAAGAAAGAAACGGACGGAUUUACGUUCGGAUCCUUCGUCAAGUUCUAGCAGCAUAAAGGAGGGCUCGCCUAUGAACGACGAUAAUGAGAGGGUCAAAAAGAUACUUUUCAUUGUUGAAAAGCUCGACUUGCCGUUCGACGACGUCUCGGACGUUUUCGAUGCACACAAAGGCUCCAUGGAACCUACCAUCAUUGAGUUCCUGGACCGCUAUGUUAAACAAGGCGUCGGCGCAUGGAGCGGCGAAGACGAUUACCGGAAGCAGCGCGUCCAGGAGCUCAAGAAGCAGUACCGGCACAUUCCCGAGCAAUACCUCGCCCCUCUUGACGAAGUCACGCGGAGUGACCAACGAUGGACAGAGGAGGUCGCCACCUUGCUGAAUCGCUACUUCGGCAAGUUACCGGCCAGGCGACUAGACGUUAACUACAGGCUUACGCCUCUGGCGAACACGGAGCUGGAAGGGUCGUCCGAAGGCUGGCAAAGGGCGGCCUCGCCAAAGUUGGCAGUCAUAUCACCAACUGGACGUACGCUCAGCACACCCACUUCCUCAAUCAUGUCACCAACUGGACGUACGCUCAGUACAUCAACUUCCUCCUGCGCCAGUCCGUCUACGUCCACGUCUUAUAGGCAAGCCAUGGACACGGCCGCCAUGUAUCGUGAUGCUAGUAACCACUCGUACAGCACCGCCGGACAGGUGUACAAGAAGGGGCAUCUGUACAGGCAGGCAGCAGGAUACUACGCCGAGCGUGGACGCGAAGAAGCGCGCAGUUUUGCCAAGGCCAAGAGUGUGGCCGCCGACAUACAUGUUGCGAGCACCGGCUCUGCCACUGAGAUCGACCUCCAUGGUGUCGAGGUCGCCGACGGCGUGCGAAUCGCACUGGAACGCGUUUGGGACUGGUGGAACAACCUGGGGGAGUACAGGACGAGGAAGGCCCAGGAGGGCUUUACGAUCGUCACGGGCCGGGGUCUUCACAGCGCUGGAGGUGUUUCGCGACUGAGACAGGGCGUCAUCGCCGCCCUUGUCAACGAUGGAUGGAAGGUUUCGGUGGGGACUGGGAGCUAUCGGGUGACUGGCCGCCGGUGAUCUGGUUGGUCGAGGACGCGUUCCUUGUUAGGGAGAGCACUGUUUGCUUGCCAGGAGACUUUUCUGGCCAGGCACCAGCAUUCUAUGUCUUGGAACUUGCAUAUCUCACCGCCCGGAGGUGGGCCAUUUUAGCUGUGAAGAGGUGGAGCUAUCUAUCUUAAAGGGGCAGGUAAAGUCCGGACGACGACUCUUUGAAUUGCGAUCAUAAGCAAGAUACCAUUGGGAUAAACAACU
Colletotrichum navitas is the source of this 2081-nucleotide messenger RNA. Its product is annotated as smr domain-containing protein. Lineage: Eukaryota; Fungi; Ascomycota; Sordariomycetes; Glomerellales; Glomerellaceae. The transcript has 3 exons. Gene Ontology annotation, molecular function: endonuclease activity. The record is from RefSeq and is a predicted model, not a curated record. Gene Ontology annotation, cellular component: nucleus. The coding region runs from base 189 to 1847 and encodes 552 amino acids.